GGUGGAUUCACCUGGUGCCAAGUGUUUCAGUAGUCUGGGAGUUCCGAGAUCUUCGUACUAUAAGUCUUUUCUCAUGUAUCACGCCAGCAAAUUUUCAACUGUUUCAAUGGCACCUGACAAUGGCCAAGGCACUGAGCAAGUUGGUAGCAUUGGAAUUUCGGGUGGAUCAAGUGUAAAUAAUCCAGUCAACCCAGGAGGAAGCGGAAAACAACGCUUGCGGUGGACUUCGGAUCUUCAUGACCGCUUUGUUGAUGCAAUCACUCAACUUGGUGGACCAGAUAGAGCAACUCCGAAAGGUGUUUUAAGAGUAAUGGCUGUACCGGGCAUUACAAUAUAUCAUGUGAAAAGUCAUUUACAGAAGUACCGCCUUGCAAAGUAUUUACCUGAUUCUCCAGCUGAUGGUUCUAAAGAUGAUAAGAAAGAUUCUGGCCAUACCCACUCUGACACGGACUCUGCACCAAGUGCACAAUUUAAUGAAUCCUUGAAAAUGCAAAUGGAGGUACAAAAACGGUUGCAUGAACAGCUUGAGGUGCAAAGGCAAUUGCAGCUGAGAAUUGAAGCUCAGGGGAGAUACCUCCAGAAGAUCAUUGAAGAGCAGCAGAAGCUAAGUGGUGUCGUGCAGAAGCACAAAUCCUCCCUUUCUCUGCCAAUUUCGGACAGCAACAGAAACCCAUCACCACUCAAGAAGCCAAGGACGGCUGUCGUCAAUCAAUCCUCAGAUGCUGCCCAGGAAACACCAAAACAAGAAUCCAAACCUGAUCUCUGCAGUGAUCAUUGUAUCAUCAGUUGUGGUUUUGGAGCAGGAACGAUGCUGGAUGAGGGUACUGGUAGCACUCAGCAGAACCUCCCGAAUGAGGUGGAGGUGGGUACUGAAGAGCUGGGUGUUCACAACUGCUCCGUUGUGAAUCUGUGAUGAUGAGAAUUUGAUUAGGUUUACGUUUUGUACAAUUCAUUUGUACGUGUCAUGCCACUGACAACUUUGAUGGAGAUGCCACUUUGGUUGGUUUCUUAAGCGCAAUUUCUAGUGUCCCCUACAAAGUGUUUUUUUGUAAGUAUCAGUUUAGACAGUGUUUUUUUUUUUUUUUUUUGGGAUAAAGUAUAAGUGGUAAAGAUGAGAUUUGGUUGUAGAACUUUGCUAAGCUAUAAAUUUCACUAGGCCAAAAUAUUGGCAAGUA
Molecule: messenger RNA, 1175 nt
Organism: Musa acuminata subsp. malaccensis (wild Malaysian banana)
Lineage: Eukaryota; Viridiplantae; Streptophyta; Magnoliopsida; Zingiberales; Musaceae
Product: myb family transcription factor PHL7
Molecular function (GO): DNA binding; DNA-binding transcription factor activity
Source: RefSeq, a predicted model, not a curated record